Molecule: messenger RNA, 8012 nt
Organism: Rhipicephalus sanguineus (brown dog tick)
Lineage: Eukaryota; Metazoa; Arthropoda; Arachnida; Ixodida; Ixodidae
Product: teneurin-m
Exons: 11
Coding region: 182-7606 (2474 amino acids)
Biological process (GO): motor neuron axon guidance
Source: RefSeq, a predicted model, not a curated record
UCGCGAGGCCUAGCAGCAGCAGCAAGCAGCGAGCGAGGCGAGCAGCACGUAGAAGCAGCCGACCGCCAUGGCGCGCCGACGCCCGCCUCGCCGAAGAAGAGGGACGCGAGCCGACGACCUGCGGUCAUCCCGACGCUGUCGCUGAGUGCGCCCGCGCAAGGGCGCGCCACCGCAGGCGCAGAUGGACUCCCUGCACCGGCGGCCAUACGCGAGCUCGGAGUCAUGGCCCGAGAGCCCGCCGGAGCCGGCACCCGCGGUGCCACCGCGCAACGCGUACGCAGAGCCGCCCAGCUACAGUGAGACCACGGGCCCCAUGGUGCCGCCGGCCGCGAGCCGCGUCAACCCGCAGCUCAUCAUCGAAGCCCCGCCGGCCACCUCCACAUCCCUGGCGGCCGCGCUCACCCAGCGGCUAAGGCCGCGCAGCGGCUGGCAGUGGGCAUGCUUGGCGCUGGCCGCCCUCGCGGCAACCCUCGCCGCCGCACUGGCCUACGUCGCCGCCGCCGGACCGGCAGCCAAACCGUGCGUGCUUCUGGACGUGGCGGCCGAGAGCCUAUCCGCUUCCGCGCCGCCCCCGCCGCACCGGCAUAACAACAACCAGCAGCAGCCGCAACAGCCUCAACAAAAAAACCAGCAGCAGCACAAUCAGCAGCAUAAUCAGCAGCAGCCUGCCGCGCGGGAGCCGUGUCGACCGCCCGCGCAGGCUGACGCGUACGCCGAGGUGGAACUUGGCACCCGGCUCACCCAUCACCUGGAGGCGCACGACGCGUGGAACGUGCGUUUCGAGCAGCCCGAGGCGGCGUUCGUGCGCUUCAACGUGACCGCGCCGCAAGGCGCGCGGCUCGCCCUGCUGGCCAGGCGCAACGAGCCGCCGUCGCUGACCGCCCGCGACGUGGCCGAAGUGGUGGCCACCGCCGGUGGACAUCGGUCGGCAGUCCUGGAAGAGGUUGACCUGAUUCAUUUCCUGGAACCCGGCACGUGGUUUCUGUCGCUUAUCAAUGACGACCCGUUACCGGUGUCGCUAGCUCUGCAGCCGGCAGUGGCAAGGGACGUGCCGACCAGUUGUCCGAGCCAGUGCCACGGCCACGGCAGCUGCCGCCUGGGACAGUGUCACUGCUUCCCAGGGUACAUCGGUCUGGACUGCGCGGACAGCGUUUGCCCGGUGCUCUGCAGCGGCCAUGGACGCCUCGUCCAGGGGCGCUGCCGUUGCGAGCCCGGAUGGAAGGGCGCCGAGUGCGCCGUGCGUGACGAUCUCUGCGAGCUGCCCGAUUGCUCGGGACACGGCCGGUGCGUGCGCGGCCGCUGUAUCUGCGAGCCCGGUUUCGGCGGCGAAAACUGCGAGCGCCCCGACUGCCCAGACCCCGAGUGCGGCUCCCGCGGCGCUUGCGUCCAGGGCCGCUGCUGGUGCAAGCCUGGAUGGCGCGGUGCGAACUGCAGCGACGCCGACGAGCGGCUCAGCCGCUGUCUGCCGGACUGCUCGGCGCAUGGCGUUUACGACCUAGAACGCGAGGCGUGUGUCUGCUUUGAUCAGUGGACCGGCGACGACUGCAGCCGCGCUAAGUGCGAGCUGGACUGCGGCCCCCGGGGCCGCUGCGAAGAGGGUCACUGUACCUGCGAGGCCGGUUGGACGGGCGGCCGGUGCGAGCUGCGCGAGUGCGACACGCGCUGCUUGCAGCACGGCCAGUGCAACAACGGCACCUGCGUGUGCAUCCAGGGAUGGAUGGGCCAGCAUUGCACGUUAGACGGCUGCCCCGAGGGCUGCCACACCCACGGCCAGUGCGUGCGCGACGGCGAGCGCUGGCGUUGCGCCUGCCUUGCCGGCUGGGCAGGUCGCGACUGCAGCGUUCCGCAGGAGACGCAGUGCAGCGACAAGGCGGACAACGACAAGGACGGCCUGGUGGACUGCGCUGACAGCGAGUGUUGCUACCGGCCCGAGUGCAGCGAGAGCCUGCUGUGCCUGUCAUCGCCGGAGCCGCAGGACAUCCUGCUGCGCAAGCAGCCACCCGCCGUGACGGCGUCCUUUUACCAGCGCAUGAAGUUCCUCAUCGAGGAGGACAGCGUGCAGAGCUACUCGCAUCGCGACGAGUACUCCGAGAGCCAGUUCUGGAGCGCCUUCGCCAAGAGCCGAGUGUCAGUGAUUCGCGGGAGGGUCACCGGCAAGGAAGGCAACGGUAUCGUCGGCAUCCGCGUCAGCGUCGCCACGGACCCGCAGUUCGGCUUCACGCUGACCCGCAACGACGGAUGGUUCGACAUCUUGGUCAACGGUGGCGGCGCCGUGACGCUGCAGUUCCAGCGCAACCCGUUCCACCCAAUAAAGCGCACAGUGCUCGUUCCUUGGAACACCAUCGUGGUCAUGGGCCACGUGGAGAUGGCGGUGCUUGGGGGCGAACCGGCCGAAGAGGGCGGUCGCCGUCUACAGCAGCCCGCCUGCGAGGCGCACUCAUACCAACGCAUGCAGCCCGUGCUGUACCAGAGCGCCCGGCCAUCCGGCGGCUGCAGCGGGUCAGCCGUGCUGGCCGAAAGUCGCGAGUUGCAGGAGACAUUGCAGGUACCCGGAUCCGGACUGCAGCUCGUGUACCGCAGCGGUCAGGUGCAGGGCUACCUGGCUACGCUGCAUCUGCGUCUGACGCCGUCCAUCAUCCCGCCAGAGCUGCGCCUGGUGCACCUGCGCAUCGUAGUCGAGGGCAUUCUGUUCGAGCGCACCUUCGAGGCAGACCCGGACAUCGAGUACACAUUUGCCUGGAACAAGCGCAACGUCUACAAGCAGAAGGUCUACGGGCUGGCCCGCGUGCUCGUCUCAUUGGGUUACGAGUACAGCUCUUGCGACCAACCUAUUUGGACUACGCAGUCGACAACGCUACCCGGCCAUGACAUGGAUGUGUCCGAGCUGGGCGGCUGGAACCUGGACGUACACCACCGGUACAACUUCCAGCAAGGCGUGCUACAGAAGGGUGAUGGGUCGGCGCUGUACCUCGCACAGGCGCCACGUGUCAUGACCCUGUUGGCCGGGACGGGUGAGCCGCGCGCACUAUUAUGCGGUGCAGCCGAGUGCAGCGGGGGUCCAGCGCGGCAACAACGGCUGCUGGCGCCCUCUGCGCUGGCCGCUGGGCCCGACGGCAGCGUCUACCUGGCAGACUUGAACCUCGUGCGGCGCGUGACGCCCGAGGGGCAACUGUACACCGUGUUGCGGCUACGCGGCGCGGGCGACGCUUCGUGCCAGCUCACUCUAAGCCCCACCGACGGCCACCUGUACGUGUCCGACCCCGAGCGACACCAGGUGCUGCGUGUCCACUCACUCGACAAGGUUGACGACCCGGACUCGAACUUCGACGUAGUCGUGGGCAGUGGCGAACGCUGCCUACCUCGUGACAACUGCGGUGACGGUAGGCCCGCACUGGAGGCCAAACUCGCCUAUCCCAAAGGGCUGGCCGUUGCCGUGGAUAACAGCCUAUACGUAGCCGACGGCAGUAGCAUCCGCGUCGUCGACAGCCGUGGCAUUAUCGACACACUUAUCGGAGAUCCCCGAGGUCGCAGGCGCUGGCGGCCGUUUCCGUGCGCCGGGGCUCUGCCAGUGGGCGAGGCAAAGCUACGGUGGCCCACUGAGCUUGCUAUCAACCCGCUCGACAACUCUUUGCAUUUCAUCGACGACCACAUGGUACUCCGACUAACAUCCGAUGAACGGCUUCUCGUGGUGGCUGGCCAACCAGUCUACUGCCCACAAGGCGAACAGGACAGUAACCCGUUAGGCGCCCUAGUGAGCUUUGCGUUCGGACCAACUGGAGAGCUGUACGUGGCGGAAGUGGAUGAGACUGACCGGCAAAGCGUGCGAGCCCUCGCACCCGACGGCACGCUUACGCUUUUUGCCGGAUGCCACCAGCAGCGUGAGGGCUGCCGUGCGCCAGGUAAUGCGACAUUGGCCGUGGAAAGUGACCUACGUUCCGUAGCGGCAUUGGCAGUCACCAGCGACGGCGUGGUCCACGUAGCAGAUCUGGGGCGCCGACAGGUGUUCUCAGCGCUGCCCUAUCUUCCAGAACCGGACGAGCAGCAGGAGUACCAGAUCGCGCAGCCCGACAGCCACGAGCUGUUCGUGUUCAACAAGUAUGGUCAGCAUGUGGUCACUAGAAGUCUCCUAACUGGAAAAGCCAAGUACACGUUCCUCUACAACGUCAACACCAGCUUCGGCAAGCUCAGCGCCGUCACCGACACGUCGGGAAACAAGGUGGCCUUCUUACGUGACUCGGCCAACAGCCUUCACACGAUCGAGACGGCGCGAGGCCACAAGUGCCGCGUUCACGUGGCACAAGACAAGCUUCUCGAGUCAUUCGUAGAUCCAGAUGGGCUCCAGACACACUUCGUAUAUGGACCGGGUGGCCUGCUGGCUAGCAGGUACGAUGCAACGGGCGCGACCUUCCAUUACGCCUACGAUGAGGCCGGCCGACUGAGCCAACUGGUCACGCCCAGCGGACUCGUGCGCCGAUUGUCAUUCUCGUUAGCUCCUUCGGGUGCUGCGUCUGUGUCCGUCGGUGACUCACUCGAGGUGACCACCGUGAGGCCGGGCAGCGUACAGUGCAGCCGAGGAGGCAUGGCUGCCGAGACGACAACGACACGACCGUACGGCGGCCUGCUGCUCUCAACGCCUUGGAAGGCAGCCGCGCUCCUAUGGGACGCCGGACCCCACCGCGUCCUCGAGCACUUGUUACCCGUGCAGGCCGGCAUGUUUCCUAUGCCGCUGAGCAAAGUGCUGCUCUGGGACGGCAAGCCUAGCGACCGCCGGCUGGAGUGGCGCUACGAGCUCAAGCUGGCCAAAGGCGCCAUCUCGGCCGUGGAACGUGCGCUGCUGGUAAACGGCAGCCAAUACUUAACGGCCGAAUACGACUGGGUGGCGGCGCGCGAAAUCAUUUACAACGGCUCGCGUCGACCACUGCUCGUCGUGCAGUACGACAGCUUCGCACGACCAGUCCAAUGGCUGCCGACGGGAGGUUCUCGGGUGCCUCUAAAUGCCGCCUACGACCGGUUGGGCCGACCUAGCGGCUGGCAGCGCGGUCCGCUCUCCCAAACACUCGCCUAUGAUCGACUGGGCCGCCUUAUAGAGGUGCGAGCGGCCGACGGCAGCGCGUUGCGAUAUGCUUACGAGGCCGGAGCCAGUCAACCUAGCCGCGUGCUUCUGCCUAGCGGCCGCGCAUUUGCCUUCGGAUACGAUGAGCACGGCGGCCUGGAGCACGUGCGCACGCCUCGGGACGGAGCGCGUCAUGCCUUCCUACUACUCGCAUUUAUCGGCUUCUACCGUCUCACUUACACGGCACCCGGAGGGUCGGGUGCCUACGUGCUCCACCUGGACGACCGAGGCCUACCGUUGCUGCGCAUUUUCCCAGGAGACCGGGGUCGCGUGCUCUACCGCUACAACGCCCUCGCGCAGCCGACCGAAGUCGUGUUUGGCGGCGGCAAGGUGCAACGCAACUACACAGCCGCCGGCCUGGUACGCGCCGAGAGCUGGAGCGAGGAGGACGUGCAGGUGCGCCACGAGUACUUCUACGACGGGCCUCUGCUGAGCCAGUGCGUGGCACGCUUCUACAGUCAGUUCCAGUUGACUACGGCGCAUUUCCAGUACCGCUACGACUCGCGGAUGAGGAUGCGCGCUCUGGGCGUGCGCGUGGGCACCCUCCAGUUCCCAGAGACCGAGCUGGCUUUCUCAGCGGGAGGACGCCUCAUACAGCUGGAUGCUUUCCGGAUCACACGAGACGGCACGGCCGGGAACAUGACGCUUUCGGACGGUACGGCCGCUUUCAGCCGUCACCUGGACACGUUGGGCCGUCUACAACAAUCCACUCUGCGCGUCGGCGACAAGGAGCUCUUCCGCAUGGAACUGCAGUACGACACGCGCGGACGAGUCGCCCAGACGCGCACACUGAUGCGGCUGGCCGGAGGCGUCCAGCUGCGGACGCACAACUUCUCGUACGACGCCGACGGACAGCUGACGGAAAUGCUCGGCAAGGACCACUGGCGUUUCAGCUACGACGCCGGUGGCAACAUCGUCACCAUGCAAUACAUGGGCAAUAAGAUCGAAAUUCUGCACGAUGCCGGCGACCACGUGCUUCGCUUCGGCGAGACGCCGUUCGUGGUCGAUGGCCGCGGUUUCGUGGUGCAGCGUGGCGAAGAACGCUUCGCGUACAACACGCGGGGUCAGCUGGUACGCGCCCAGCGGCCCCGGCGCGGUCGCUACGAAGUACGCUACUUCUAUGACGCGCGAAGUCGCCUCGCCAUGCGCAAGGACCACCUGGGCAACCUGACACAAUUCUUCUACGCCGACCCGGCACGGCCGACGCUCGUCACGCACGUGUACAACAACGCAGACGGCCGUGGCAUGACGCUGCUGUACGACGAGCGCGGUUUCUUGGUGCAGCUGCGCGUCAACAGGGACUCCUUCUACGUGGCCUGCGACCAGGCAGGCAGUCCGACGCUCGUCUUCGACCGCCACGGAGACGCCCUCAAGGAGGUGUACCGUGGGCCGUACGGGCACAUCAUCUACGACUCGGCGCCCCUGCUUUACGUGCCGGUGGACUUCCGCGGCGGCAUCCUGGACCCACUCACCGGCUUGGUGCACUUCGGCGAGCGCAUCUACGAUUCUCUCAUGGGCCGCUGGAUGACGCCGCAGUGGGACCGCGCGCUGCGUCUGCAUGACGUGCGUGACUUGCACCUCUACCAGUUCAACCGCAACGACCCGGUUAACCUGCACCCGGAGCGGCCAGCCGGAGACUCCGACCAGGAGCUUCCAGACUGGGUGGAGAGCCAAGGCCUCGGCCUCUCGGGCCUGGGGAUGUCCGGCUGGCCGCCGAAGGACGAGCAGCGGCCGUACAGCACCGACGACGACGAAGACGACGAGACAGCGGUCCUUCCGUGGCGACUGCCCGCCGUGUCCGGCACUGCCUGCGCAGCGCGGAGGCGUCUUCGGGGCUUCUCGCAGCUCUCCAGCGUCGAACCGUCGGCGCUGGGACGGCGGCGACCUCAAGAAGGGCUCAUGCCGCGUCGGCUGAGCCGGGCCGUGGAGCCGUUCGGCCGUGGGCUCAGCGUGUCCCGGGUGGACGGGCGCGCCGUCGUGCGCUCGGCGGAGCGGGCCGACCCCAUCCGUCGAGACGUGUUCGUCUCGGUGUUCAACAACUCGCACCUUGUAGACCUGCACCCUGUGCUUCAGGGCAACGACGCCUUCUACUUCGUCAAGGACAGUGCGUGGCGCUUUCACGAGGACGUGACGCAGCUACAGCGGCUCGGUGCCGCCGUCAACACGACCGUGCACCAGGGCGACGUGUCGGACGUGCGCAUACACACGACGCACGCCGUGCUCAACCUGCGCUACGGGUCGCCGCCCGACCGCGAGCGGCAGCGCAUCCUGUGGCACGCCAAGAAGCACGCGCUCAGCCAGCGCUGGGCGCACGAGCGCCAGCUGCUGCUGGCCGACGCGCACGGAGCCGCGUCCUGGAGCGACCAGGACAAGGAGCACAUCCUGCGCGCCGGAUCGGCACCCGGGUACCGCGCCGACUACUUCCACCCCGUGGACGCUUACCCGGAACUGGCCGACGACCCGUCCAACUUGGUGUUCCGAAAACUGAGCUGAUACGUGACAGCCGUGCGCGAUGCUGCAGCCGCUGCAGCCCAACCGAAUCAGCAACGAAGGUCGCCGUCGCGUCCUGCGCGCGGCGACCGUGUACAGUGCGCGGGGCGCGCCCGUGGAAUCAGUGUUGUCUUGACGAACGCUUGCCUCUCAUUCGUGCCUGGCGACCCACGAGCCACUGCAGUCUAUUCCCAGAGCUUCUCGAGCGCCACCGGAACGAGUCGUUUCGUGGCGGACUGUGCCCCGACGUGUGGCGCCACGACGUUCCGCGCGCUUCCACGGGUUGACAACGCCUGCUCCUCGUCCUCGUGCUUGUCUUCAAUCCGCGCGUCGCAAUAAUGUCCGUUUCUUAUUUCAGAGCUAUAAUAAGGAGCGAAUGGGGAUCAGGAAUAAAAAUGUUGUAAUCGAA